CCCACUACAUAUGAAUACCCCUGAUUCUCAUUUCUCUGCGCCUCAACUAAAAUUAGGGUUUAGAGUGAGUCCAGUAUCUCAGAUCUCGCGCCUCUUCUCUCUCCACCUUCCUUCUCAUUCGCGACAAUGGCAACCCAAAUCAGCAAGAAGCGAAAGUUUGUCGCUGACGGCGUCUUCUUCGCUGAAUUGAACGAGGUUCUGACACGAGAGCUCGCUGAGGAUGGAUACUCUGGUGUGGAGGUUAGGGUUACCCCGAUGAAAACCGAGAUCAUCAUCAGAGCCACUCGAACUCAAGCCGUUCUCGGUGAGAAGGGAAGGAGGAUUAGGGAGCUUACCUCUGUGGUGCAGAAGAGGUUUAAGUUUCCUGAGAACAGUGUUGAGCUCUAUGCUGAGAAGGUUAAUAACAGGGGGCUUUGUGCUAUUGCCCAGGCUGAGUCUCUUCGCUACAAGCUUCUUGGUGGCCUUGCUGUACGGAGGGCUUGCUAUGGUGUUCUGAGAUUUGUUAUGGAGAGUGGCGCGAAGGGAUGUGAGGUCAUAGUCAGUGGAAAGUUGAGAGCCCAGAGAGCUAAAUCCAUGAAGUUCAAGGAUGGAUACAUGAUUUCUUCUGGGCAGCCAGUCAAGGAUUACAUUGACUCUGCAGUGAGACACGUGCUACUCAGACAGGGUGUACUUGGUAUUAAGGUGAAGAUCAUGCUUGACUGGGAUCCUAAAGGGAAACAGGGUCCUAAAACUCCACUUCCUGAUAUUGUCACAAUCCACACUCCAAAAGAGGAGGACGAAUACAUCCGACCUGCUGCUGUUUCGGCGGAGGAAGUUGAGGUCCCAGUCGCAGUUGCUUAAAAGGUUUUUAUUUCUCCGGAGUAGUAAUUCACAGUAGCUGAGUGGCUGGAUUUUGUUUAUGCUAUGUUUCAAAACCUCAUCAAAAUUUUGUAGUUUCUCAACUGUUGUAAAAGUCGUUAUACUUGGGGUUGGUUACAAGGAUUGCAUUGAUUGUUUUUUUUUCAUUACCUUAAGCAGUUAGAAUUUUCAGUGCGUUUCAUGGCGUUGAUUUGUGAAAUUCGUUCCUUGAUGUGUUUGGAUACUAGUUCAGUGAACGCAAAUAUAAUUUAAUAUGAUUCUAUCAGAGACUUGUUCA
This is a messenger RNA of Lotus japonicus, 1135 nucleotides long. RefSeq names its product 40S ribosomal protein S3-3. Gene Ontology annotation, cellular component: nucleus; cytosolic small ribosomal subunit. Gene Ontology annotation, molecular function: RNA binding; structural constituent of ribosome. Bases 127 to 840 code for a protein of 237 amino acids. Gene Ontology annotation, biological process: translation. The record is from RefSeq and is a predicted model, not a curated record. The transcript is spliced from 6 exons. Lineage: Eukaryota; Viridiplantae; Streptophyta; Magnoliopsida; Fabales; Fabaceae.